CACAUAUGUGGCUGAAGUUCUUUCUACAGAUUCGCAGAAACGAAACGAUACGCGCUUGCGUUCUGACAAUGUUGCAUCGGCCACGAUUCUAUCCUGUUGAUCAGUCGCCUCUGUAAAACAGCGUCGUCAGAAUGUAUGAUGGAUCAUACGUCAAAGUUAAACUGAGAAACGUUCAUUACGACAACGACAUACAUUACACGCUGCAAAUGUGCAAAUGGCUGCCCAAAUUAGUCGGAGUGUGGCCUCUGGUCAACAGUCACACUAGAAGUAAACUAGAACAACCACUCUCCAUCAUUCUGAUAAGCACGUGCUUCUCCAGUAUACUUUUCAUCGUCUUACCAUCUUUUCAUCAUAUCUUCUUCGUGGAGAAAAAUACGUACAUGAAAGUGAAAUUGAUCAGCCCAUUUAGUUUCUGUGUCUCGUCUGUGAUCAAGUACUGCUACCUUGGUAAGAAGGGGCAUUUCUUCCAACAAUGUAUCCAGCAUAUGAGGCAAGACUGGAAAACGGUUCACGAGCCUAAUUACUGAACGAUCAUGUUGAAAUACGCGGCAAUCCGUAGGAAGUUCAUCACGGUAUGUGCGACUUUCUUAUACAGCAGUGGAAUAUCCUAUCACACGGCAAUGCAAUUUCUGUCUAAGGAGGGUGAAGAGAAAAAUAACACGUACAGACAACUAUCCUGGCUACGAUUUGUUCUUGGAUACUCAGUCUAGUCCUAUGUACGAAAUCGUGUUUUCUAUUCAUUGUAUUACGGCAAUGAUCAUGUACAGCACGGCGACGGCUGUCUACAGUUUGGCAACGAUCUUUGUUACCCACAUUUGUGGACAAAUUCAGAUACAGAUAGCAAGACUGUAGAAUUUGGUGAAGAGCAAACAGAAGAAAGAUAUCGGUCCUGAUCGUCAUCGUACAUGAUCAUGCGGAAUUCUUAAGGUAGGGAAUACUUUUUGUAACACGAACCGUAUAUAAACGUUAAAGAAGCAAGCGCUU
Frieseomelitta varia is the source of this 984-nucleotide messenger RNA. RefSeq lists its product as uncharacterized. Lineage: Eukaryota; Metazoa; Arthropoda; Insecta; Hymenoptera; Apidae. The record is from RefSeq and is a predicted model, not a curated record. The coding region runs from base 132 to 527 and encodes 131 amino acids. The transcript has a single exon.